UGCCAAACUCUUUAAGGGCGCCAAAAUAUCGAAAAUAAAAAACGCUCUUUCUAAGGGUUUUAACUUUCAGAGCAAAAGCUUCACAAGCUCCUUCCAUGGCGAACCUUAAGUCCGUCGAUCCCUCUCUUUGGUGGGACCCUUUCUCUCUCCUCCUCACUGAACUCGAAAAUGCCUCUCUCUCCUCCGACCUGCCACCCAAUCUGACGAAGAAGUUGAAGGACAAUCACGAUUGGUUAGUCGACACAGUUUCUCGCUUCAAGCCUCCGAACGAGAAGUCGAAGGAGGCUUUGAACUCGCAGCAACUGAAAAUCGGGUCUCACCAGUUGAAUAUACAGCCAGAAUUGAAAGAACAAGCUUUGGAAAUUAGUCCCUUGUUGUGUUUAGAUGAGGUUCAAUCGUAUAUUCUUGUUGAAAGGUCGGUCGAGAAUCACAAUGUGGCUCUUGAUUCUAUAGUUCAAGAAUUUGUUCAUGUGGUAUUGCUUCAGUACUACACCGAGCGACAAUGCCUGCUAAAAUGCACCAGGAGGAUUGUCAUGCAUGCUUUGUCUUUAGGUAAUGGCUCGAAAAAAGAUGCUGAUAUUUGGGAGGAGGCGUCAAAGCUCUUUUCUGAUGGUUUAGAAGGAAAAUUAAUAUCUGUUAUUGAAGAUCUUUUGUCCUCCAGUCACCCUGAUCAAAUGGAUGUUGACCUUUUUACCCUGUGGGCUGAGGAGAUGCUGGUUGAAGACAAUCUGGUUUUGGAUAUCCUUUUCCUUUCUUAUUACGAGUCAUUUUGUCAUUGUAGUGGUGAGAGGUGGAAAAAGUUGUGCUUGCUUUUUAAGGGAAUCUUGUCUGGGUCAUAUAACUUAAGAAAGCUAGAAAUUUCAACUGAAGCGCUACAUUCUUCUUAUCAAGCCAAAAUUCAGCUGUUACUUAUCCUUAUAGAAACCCUGGACCUGGAAAAUCUUCUACAGAUGGUCCGUGAUGAAAUGCCUUUCAGGCAGGUUUCCUCUCAUUUCUCUGUGACUGAUGUCCAAGAGAUGGAUGCUAUAGUUUCAAGUUUUAAUGCUUUUGAAACCAAAGAAGCAGGCCCGCUAAUUCUAACAUGGGCAGUUUUUCUUUGCCUGAUUUCAUCGCUUCCAGGAAAAGAAGAAAACAAUGUUCUUUCGGAAAUUGAUCAUGUUGGUUAUGUUCGUCAAGCUUUUGAAGCUGCAUCUUUGAGAUGUUUUCUUGAAAUCCUUCAGAGUGACUUAUUAAAUGAGUCAGAUGGACCUGUUGCUGGUUACCGAAGUGUAUUGAGAACUUUUAUUUCUGCAUUUAUUGCAUCUUACGAGAUCAGUCUUCAGCUGGAAGACAGUACCCUUAAUUUGAUAUUGGAUAUUCUUUGCAAAGUUUAUCGGGGAGAGGAGUCGCUUUGCAUUCAGUUUUGGGACAGAGAAAGUUUUAUUGAUGGCCCUCUCCGAUGUCUUCUUUGCAACUUAGAGGGUGAAUUCCCCUUCAGGACGGUUGAACUAAUUCGCCUUUUAUCAUCCCUAUCUGAAGGAACUUGGCCAGCAGAGUGUGUGUAUAGCUUUCUAGACAAGUCAGUGGGCAUUUCAACCUUGUUUGAGAUUACUAAUGAUUCCUUGGUGGAUCCCACGUCCCAAAUUGUUCAAACGCGCAUCCCACUUUGCAUUCCUGGUCUUGAAGGUUUGAUGAUUCCCAUUAACAGUCGUGGACAUAUUUUGAAAUUAGUUGGGGAAAAAACUGCUCUUGUACGAUGGGAGUAUACACAUUCUGGGGUGCUUGUGUUGCUCAUGCGUCUAGCCCAGGAGCUGUACAUAGAUGCCAAUGAGGAAGUUUUGCUUACUCUUGAUCUGCUUAAUCGAAUGGUAUCCUUUAACGAGGCUGUGUGUUUUGCUUUAAUGAACGUUGGCAUUUCAUUGCACAUUCAAGCAACUGCUGAGGGUGAGCACUUGGAAAAUAGAAUUUGGGUGGUUGAGAUCAUCUGCACUUUGCUCAGAAAGUUACCUCCAAAUUCUACUAGUGCUGCUGUAAUGGCCAUGGGUGUCAAUAUCUUGGCGAAGAUGUUGAAAUGUUGCCCUUCUUACGUUGCUGCAGCAGUUGUUAACGCAAAUAUUUUUGAUGUUGCCCUAAAGACAAGUAUUUUCGAUGCUGGCUAUAAGGGUUCUUCCAGCAGAUCAUGGUUGCUUUCUGGAAAAUUGGCAAAAAUGCUAUUGCUCGACUGUGAGCAGAAUGAUAAUAACUGUCUCUUGACAACAGCAGUGCUGGACUUCACCAUGCAGCUGAUGGAAACAGGAUUUGAAAAUGAUACUGUCAUUGCAUUAAUUGUUUUCUCUUUGCAGUAUGUUCUUGCAAACCAUGAAUACUGGAAAUAUAGGGUGAAGCAUACUCGCUGGAGAAUAACGUUGAAGGUGCUUGAACUGGUUAAAAAAGGCAUUAUGUUAACAUCACAUGCUGAAAAGCUGGGCGAGGUCAUCUGGGAUAUGUUACUUUCUGAUUCUUCAAUCCACAGUACUCUUUUUCGAAUUGUUUGCACAACUUCACAAGAACUGGAGACACUUUAUGUUAGCCGUCUCUUUGAUGUAAUGGAGAUCGAAGGUUUAUCGCUUGCUAUCUGUUCUGCUUUGGAUAUUCUAUUUGACAUGCUUCGCAAGUUUUCUAAGGAUACGUCUUCCAACCUUCCCAUCUUUCUCCAGUCAGUACUGUCUUCAGCGACCAAACCAAUCUCUGUAGUUGCUGCUGUUUCAUCCUUGAUAUCUUAUUUUCGUUAUCCUGUCAUACAAAUAGGUGCUGCUAAGGUGUUAUCAAUGCUAUUGAUGAUAGCAGAUUUCUUGCCACCAUAUUUUUCUGCAAGUAGCUUCGGUCUGGAUGAUAAACAGGUUAGAGACUUGAAGCAUUCUGUUAGCUAUAUAAGACGGGAGCAGGCAGCAGGAAAUGAAGAUCUAUUUGUAGCUACAGUCACUCUCCUCACUGCCACUGCUCGUCAUCAGCCUGCUUUCUUUGUUGCUGUAUUUGCCUCCAAAGAGUAUAUGGAUGUCCAACUGAGUAAUAGUGAUGGUGUGAAACUGCCAACAAUUGAGAAUUACUCUGGGCCAGUAGAGUCUAAAACUACAAAUCCUAUCAAUACAUUACUGCGUUAUAUUGCGGAUCCUAGCAAUCUUAUUAAUAACAAACCCAAUUUGCUGCUUAGCAUAAUUAAUUUCUUCAAGGCAUUGUGGCAACGGGCUGCUCAAUAUUUUAAUAUAUUGGAGAGGCUGAAAGGCUCUGAAAAUUUCUGGAAGCAAUUAUCCAGCUCCCUUUCACAAACUUCUGGCGUGGAUUCUCCUUCACCUGAUGGCCUGUCUGAGAUGGAAGCUCAAAAUCUGGUAUACAGGUAUCAGUGUCAGUCUGCCAUAAUGGAAAUAAUGGCGUUCGACAUAUUUCUGCAGAAAAAAUUGUUACCCGUGGAGUCACUCGCAAAACACGCUCCAGAGUCAAGGGGAAGGGAAGAGACUCCACUAAGCACUGAGAAUUCAAAGGCUGCAAAUCUAUCUGGUCUUAAAGAUAUUUUUACAACGUGGUGCCAGAGCUCUGUCUUAAUCAACCUCACCAAGUUACUUACUUGUUAUGAUUAUAGUGAUGAUUCAUUUUAUCGUGCAAAGGUUGCAGCAAGUUUAGUCACAGUGCAUUUGAUUGCAAAAUUAACAGCUGGUGAUGCAGGAAGUUUGUCUGUAUCAACACUUCAAAAGAUCACCACCAUGUCUAAUAAGCUUAGAAGUCAUCCUGCUUUCUCUGAAUUAUUGUUGCAAUAUUCACAGCGUGGUUAUAGUGAAGGGAAGGAACUCAAUAGUUUGCUACUCACUGAUCUUUAUUAUCAUCUAGAAGGAGAGCUGGAAGGUCGUAAAAUCAGUGCUGGACCAUUCAAAGAACUUUCUGGGUACCUGAUCGAAUCAAAAGUUUUGCUGCACUACCAGCAUAAGUAUGACAGCGACUUUUUUUUAACUUGCAAAGAUAUGUAUAUGUUUGACACUGAGCGUGUACGAGCUGAUUUGGGAUCAGAUCUUUGGGAUUAUUUAAAGUGGAAAACAUCGAAAGCAAUUGCAGAAAGAUUGUUGUGUCACAUGACGGAGGCAAAUUCUAUGGUGUUGGUUAGAAGUUCAAAGCUUUCUGCAUUGAGAUCAUUAAUAACCAUGUUAACCAUCAAUGGGAAAGAUUUGCUCGAGGAAAAUGCCACAGUUGUACCAUGUAUAGAUCACAUAUGUGAGUGCUUUCACGGCACAGUAGAAUCAAUAGCUCCAUUUAUGGGUGGUGGUUCUGAAGAUACCUUUCGUUUUCUCUCAUCCCAAGCAGAAUUACUUCUGUUUCUCAUGAGAUCUGCUCGUAAAAUUCUCAAUUUAUCUGUUUGCUUACGUGUGUUAAAAACAUUUGGUUCUGGUCUUAGAGUACUGACCGACCUAAGGCCAUCAGCGGCUGAAGUUAAUGUAACGAUAAAGAUAUUACUUUUAUUGCUUCUCUCAACAGUGGAGUUUAGUUGUCUGGGUUCAGGUUCUGGUGGGGUGACUGAUAAGGAAUCUGUUGAAGACACGGCUAAAAUUUCUAAUGUGUGUCUAGGGCUACUACCCAUUCUCUGCAACUGUCUUGAUACGGCUGAUAGCUGCACCCUCUCCCUGACAACCAUGGACUUGAUACUGAGAAGUUUCUUGACGCCCAAUUCGUGGUUCCCAAUCAUACAGAAUAACCUCCGGCUGCAUUAUGCUAUUCUGAUGCUUCGGGAUAAGAAUUCUCUUGCAUUGCUCCCUAUAGUCAUGAAGUUCUUCUUGACCCUCGCUCGUGUGAGAGAAGGUGCUGAGAUGCUUGUUAAUUAUGGGUUUCUCUCAUCUUUAAGAUUCUUGAUUUCAGAAUACUUGGAUGGCAGACCAUUCUCCAUCUCUUCUGACAAAAUAGAGAACCCUCAACAAAUCUGGGGACUUUCUUUGGCUGUCAUCACAGCUAUGGUUCAGUCUUUAGGUGACAGUUCUUCAUGUAGGGAUAUAUUGGAUAAUGUGAUACCGUACUUGUUUUCAGAGAAAGCGUAUAUAAUUUCUUAUUAUCUCAGUGCACCUGACUUUCCAUCUGAUGAUCAUGACAAGAAAAGACCUAGGGCUCAAAGAACAGAAACUUCUCUAACAGUUCUCAAGGGAACUGAGCAUACCGUCAUUCUUAUGUGUGUACUGGCAAGACAUUGGAAUUCAUGGGUUAAGUCCAUGAAAGAAAUGGAUUCCCAUCUGAGAGAACAAAGUAUCCAUCUUUUAGCUUUCAUUAGCAAGGGAACGCAACGUUUAGGAGACUCUUCCAGUGCCACUGCCCCACUCUUGUGUCCUCCUGUCCUCAAAGAGGAGUUUGAUUUCUGCAAUGAACCACCAUUUAUCAACAGCAGAAAUGGAUGGUUUUCUCUCUCACCUCUUGGCUGUGCAUCAAAACCAAAAUUAUCAACCGUCUCCACAUCUACGGCUCUGAUAGUUAGAAGCCAAGCAGCUGAAAAUGGGGAUAAUGUUUCUCAAACGUACUUUUCUGACAUUGUUGCUCUGCAGAUAUACAGAAUUACGUUUCUGCUUUUGAAGUUUCUGUGUUUGCAAGCUGGCAGUGCUGUUAGAAGGGCGGAGGAGGUGGGUUACGUUGAUCUUGCCCAUUUUCCAGAGCUUCCAAUGCCUGAUAUUUUACACGGCUUACAGGAUCAAGCGAUCAGCAUUGUUUCUGAGCUAUGUGAGGCCAACAAAUUGAAGCAGAUUCCAAAGGAAGUCCAAAGUACAUGUUGCUUACUAAUGCAAAUAAUGGAGAUGGCCCUGCACUUGGAACUCUGCGUCCUACAGAUAUGUGGCAUGAGACCCGUGUUAGGACGUGUCGAAGAUUUUUCAAAGGAAGUCAAGAAGUUGAUAAGAGCGACUGAAGGCCAUGCUUUUCUGAAAGUCUCAGUCAAGUCCUUGAAACAGAUGAUAUCAUUUGUCUAUCCCGGAUUGUUACAAACGGAGGAGCUUUUGUGAUUCUGAAGAAAAUUGGGAAAUUAUUUAGGAAUUUCAAAUUUUCAACAUGAUCAAGAGUCGAGACCUUUGUGUAUGCUUUAGUAAAAAUAAAACAAAAAACAAAAAAACAAAAAACAAA
Messenger RNA from Morus notabilis, 6096 nucleotides. RefSeq names its product nucleoporin NUP188 homolog. The record is from RefSeq and is a predicted model, not a curated record. Gene Ontology annotation, cellular component: nuclear pore inner ring. Bases 96 to 5978 code for a protein of 1960 amino acids. NCBI's taxonomy places the organism in Eukaryota, Viridiplantae, Streptophyta, Magnoliopsida, Rosales, Moraceae. The transcript is spliced from 32 exons. Gene Ontology annotation, biological process: protein import into nucleus; RNA export from nucleus. Gene Ontology annotation, molecular function: structural constituent of nuclear pore.